UCCUCCAUUGGCCAAACUGCAACAGUCCUCCGUCGCGGAGCUAGCAUUGCUGGGGCCGGUUCUGCAGGACUUGUGUCUCUUUGUCCCUCCGCCAGCUCUUCAUCUGUUUCUACUCCCACUUCCUCCAAUAUUUUAGCCACUUCAUCUCCAUGUUUAAGUUCGAGUUCUGGCCCUGGAACGACCAGCUCAGGGCCCACCGCCACUACGACCGCCAUCAGUUCUACUGCAGGUAACAGCAGCGCCGGAGGAGCUGGUAAUGCAGGUGCAUUUACAGUAGCUUUAGCUUGCCAUCGUCUCUCGCCUGCAAUAAGCUCUAAUGCCGCCUUAACUUCCUCUUCUUCGUCGUCAGGCGUUUCUACUAUUUUUACCACACCUCACCAGCAACAAUCACUGUUUGCGAGCAGCGGUACUUCUGGUCGGAUAUCUUGUAGCAGCUCUUCUCUUCAUGUUGAGCCGUGCACUAGUGGUGGUUCUGGUGUCACUGGUAUUGGCAUCAAUGGAAAUGGGCUCAUAAGCCUUCCAAUAACUGGCCAACCUGGAGGCGCUAGCCUGUCGCAGAUUAUACGACCUCGACAACCUGCUGUAUAUGCCCUUCAGCAUUCAUGCUAUUGGUAA
Protopolystoma xenopodis is the source of this 615-nucleotide messenger RNA. NCBI's taxonomy places the organism in Eukaryota, Metazoa, Platyhelminthes, Monogenea, Polystomatidea, Polystomatidae. The record is from the annotation of a GenBank genome assembly.